Messenger RNA from Vidua chalybeata, 625 nucleotides. It is a transcript of the gene HMGA2, whose product is annotated as high mobility group AT-hook 2. Gene Ontology annotation, biological process: regulation of DNA-templated transcription. Bases 152 to 625 code for a protein of 157 amino acids. Gene Ontology annotation, molecular function: transcription coregulator activity; DNA binding. The transcript is spliced from 7 exons. NCBI's taxonomy places the organism in Eukaryota, Metazoa, Chordata, Aves, Passeriformes, Viduidae. Gene Ontology annotation, cellular component: chromatin; nucleus. The record is from RefSeq and is a predicted model, not a curated record.
ACAGCCCCCUCCUGGUUUUUCCACCCACGGCACCAGGACGUCCGGUGUGGUGGUGGCAGCGAGCAGCAAAAGCAGCAAGAGCUCGUUUUGAUUCCCCCCCUUCCAAGGUGCUUUGGAGAGACUGGUUUCAGGCUGAGCAGCAGAAGUCACGAUGAGUGCACAAGGUGAGGGACCCGGUCAGCCUUCCACUGCUGCCCAGGAGCAACCUGCAACCGCAGAGCCUCAGAAGAGAGGACGAGGCAGACCCAGGAAACAACCACAAGAACCAACUGGUGAACCAUCUCCUAAAAGACCAAGAGGAAGACCCAAGGGAAGCAAAAACAAGAGUCCCUCUAAAGCAGCUCAGAAGAAAGCAGAAGCCACUGGUGAAAAGCGACCUAGAGGCCGGCCCAGAAAAUGGCCUCAACAAGUGGUUCAAAAGAAGCCUGCUCAGGAUUGGAGUUACCUGGGGAGGAGGCAGAAGGGUUGGCAUUUUUGCUGCAAGCUCGUUAUGCCAUGCAGCCCAAAGUGGCAGAAUGGAAACAUCAGAGUCAUGCUGGCCACCGUGUUUGGUGCUGUCCUGUCUGUUUUCAUGCAGUACCUUGUCCAGAGCCAUGGAUCCAUAUGCAGUGCUGGGUUUUGCUGA